GCUGUUGCCAGGGAACAGUCGGCGUAGAGGACCAUUCACAGCAGCUCAUGGAGUAAAAACACAAAGAGAGACUUGAUAUAUUUGUGGUGUUUUUAGAAUAAACAGGCAGAUAGGAACAGGAGGAGUAUCCCAGUAUGGACUGGAAUAAACCAACAUGAGCAGAGACGAUAGUACAGUAUAACUGCUGAAGAGGAAUUGGCACAGAUGAAAUAGCUAUUAUGGGAUGGAGAGAGGAGGGAUUAUCACAAAAGGAUUUAGAUUAUAAAUAGAAUUACAUGGCAGAAUAGACAACCAGAAACAGUCAUAAUGAUACCAGCAUUGAUGCCUUCAAUUUAAAGGGUUGAGUGGAACUCUAAAGGAGCCUGUCACUUCAGUCUUCACGGCCAGUCUCUUUCACAUUCUCCUUCCCCAACAGAGGUGGCCAGGGGGGUUUAGGGAACAGAGCUGCCCCCUGUCUUCAGACACCUGCUGCUGCCUUGACACAGGGGAUGUAGAGAGAGAGGGGGGCGCCUCACUAGACCCAUGCAUCAACCCUGGUCUGGAGGAUUACAAUUCCUAGCUGUCCAAUCUUUACAUCAGUGAGUAAGGUGGGUGGACGCACAGGGACGCACAGACGGACGGAAGAGAUUCAAAGGAUCUCUUAUUGCCCAUGCCCCUCUCCUCCCCUCCAUGGAAUGAGGCGACUGUAAGAAUGGAUAACAUGGAGUACAAAGACGAGUGGCAGGAUGAUGAUUUUCCCAGACCACUUCCUGAGGACGGUGACAUGGAGUCUUCCUGUGGUCUCACCGAUGACAAAGCCUCUCCCCCCAACUCUCUGAAUGUUAGUGCAAGUGGAGGUGGCGGAGGUGGAGUAGUGUCCACCCAUCGCAAGCGCCGUACGUUAGUGGCCCCGGAUAUCAACCUCUCCCUGGACCACAGUGAGGGUUCCCUGCUGUCUGACGACUUCCUGGAUACGCCCGACGACCUGGACAUCAACGUCGACGACAUCGACACCCCCGACGACAACGACUCUCUGGAGUUCAUCACCAAUGGCAAUGAGCUGGAGUGGGAAGAUGAUACGCCGGUGGCCAUCGCCAAAGCGGGGCCUGGUGACGGAGAGGAGGAAGACUGUGCUGAUGGGACGGGGGGUAACGGGCGCCUGUGGAGGACCGUGAUCAUCGGGGAGCAGGAGCACCGUAUCGACAUGCAGGUCAUCAGGCCGUAUCUCCGCGUCAUCACCCAUGGGGGUUACUAUGGUGAGGGUCUGAAUGCCAUCAUAGUGUUCUCAGCCUGCUACCUGCCUGACAGCAGCUGUGCAGAUUACCACUACAUCAUGGAGAACCUCUUCCUGUAUGUGGUUAGCAGUCUAGAAAUGCUGGUGGCUGAGGACUAUUUGAUCAUCUACAUGAAUGGAGCCACACCGCGGGGCAAGAUGCCAGGCAUAGGAUGGCUAAAGAAAUGCUAUCAGAUGAUUGAUAGGAGGCUCAGGAAGAACCUGAAGUCUCUGGUCAUUGCCCACCCCACCUGGUUCAUCCGCACUGUGCUGGCCAUAUCCAGGCCCUUCAUUAGUGUGAAGUUUAUGAAUAAGAUCCAGUAUGUACACAGUCUGGAUGAGCUGGCAGAGAUAGUCCCCAUGGAACAUGUGCAGGUCCCAGAAUGUGUAAUGCAAUUUGAGGAGGAGAGGAUCAAGGCUCGGAGAGAAAGGAUGGAGCAGGAACAGCGGCAGCAGGAGCAGCAACAUCAGCAGCAGGCAAACCCACAGGAGUCUUCUUCAGCCAAGGCAGAGAGGCCCAAGUCAAUGAUCGCAGAGCAAGGAAUCUGAAAAGGACCUCUUCCUCUAUGUUCAACUCAUGUUGUUAAAAGAAGUUUGGAGCAUGAAAACAAUGUUUUGUAAGAAGCAAGAGGAAGGCCAACCAGUCUAAGAAUACUUCCUAAUUUAUCAAUAUCAAGCUGAAGAAAGAAUAAUGAUUUUUCCAUCGUGAUGUGAACCGACCUGACCCCCAGCACACACACAUACACACACACUCCUCUGAAGAUCUUAGGUUGCGACUGAUUCCAUCAGGACAUUCCAAGGAAGGAAAGUCCCGACAGGUACUCUCGCUGUCACAAAGACUGUACAACUGCAUAUGUUAAAUUUUACGACCGCUUGAAGCAUUUACUUUUGAACCCCCAAGUUCCCACCAUGAGUUUUGUAUCCAUUUCAAAUAUAGAUACCAGUGUGACAGUGAAAUUCCUUUGCAUUAGUCAAGAUGUAAGGAAAACGUACAAGAAUAUUGAAGAAAAUGUUCCACAGGACAUGUAAGAAAACAGGAAUAUUGUAGAACCUUUUCCACAGGACAUAUUGUAACUGGUGUAAGCUGUCAGUAGCAGGCAGGCAGGUAAUCAGACCUGUUUGAUGUGUUAGAGGCUCUUGCGGGGACCAUGGUAGACUAGACUUGAGGAUGUAGUGUUUGCUGAGAGGAGGAUAUGAUCAAAGAGGAGAAGAAGAGGGAAGAGAGAGUCAAGCAAUGCUUCUCAGAGAGCUCAGCAAUGGUGUAUGCUGUGGCAUAAUAAACAAUCUUUCACCCAUUAGCGCAAUGCUACUCCUUGUGUAGACCAGAAGGCUUUGCGAGACAUCAGAUGCCUUCACCUUUGCUUUGUUUUUGCCUCAUAAUGUCUCCUAAAACAGGCCUUAUUUUUAAUCUGCUGUGUUGCAUGAAUCAUUUUCAUGCCAUUGUUCCAUAUUCCUAGAUUGAUCUGGGGAUCAUUCAGUGCCCAACCUACCCAUGUACCUUACAGUUUACAAUUGGCUCAUUCAUCCCCCUCUCCCCUGUAACUAUUCCCCAGGUCGUUGCUGCAAAUGAGAACGUGUUCUCAGUCAACUUACCUGGUAAAAUAACGGUAAAAUAAAAAUAAAAAACAUUCUGAUGUGCCGCACAAAUUCUGUCUGUACAUGAAUAUGAAGGCACACUGAAAGUAAGACCAACAAGACAUUUGCUGUUUUUGACUGUAAUCAAGAGGACAGCAUUUAGUUUAAAUGACUUUAGUCAUUCAUGUUGUGAUUUAAUCACAUAAGUUUUCCAUUGUGCUUUGUUUUUGGUACAGUCAAAGCAUGUCAACAUGUUGCCAGCCUGUAAUGUCCCUUCAGAUGUCCAAUAAGAUAAUAGACUAGCUGUAAAUCUUCUAUUGGAUACUCACCUAAUGGAUGGUAAAGGGGAGGUAGUGUUAGAGUUUUUAUUUUUGUAAGAAUUACAUACAUUAUGUUUUGCCAGUGUAAUGUAAGUGUUGUUUUGCACUAUUGAAUUUGAUUGUCAUUAAAUGGUUAGCAUAGAAUCUAUCUGUGUAUAUUUGGGGACAGGUUGGCUUCCUAAUACUGUAUGUAACUCAAGAUAGAUUUUUGUGUGCUAUCGACAUUUUUGUGCAUUUAGUAUGUACAAUUUCAUGUAUUUUUGGUUACCUGUCUAGGCAUGCACAUCUAUAGCAAGUAUGAUGAGGAGAAAUGUCUAGAUGUUUCUGAAAAGCCAUCCAACUUCAAAAUGUUACUGUACCUUGAUUCAUGUAAAAUUGAAGUUAGACAUUUUCUGUGGACAGGUAUUUUGCAGAUGAUCAUGGGCUGGACUAGAGGUUACCGAUAUUCAAAGGACAGAGUAAGAAAAUGUCUUCAGAAAAGUUUACGAAACAUUCCGAACACUGGAACGUUUAUUUUGCCUUUGAAAUACCUAUCCCACCAAAAGGUAGGCCUAAACAAGGCACAUAACUGCAGGAGUUCUUCUGUAGUCUCCCAAUGUUGCUGGGGAUAGUGCCCUUUUCUAAGGAAUGUCAGUUCUUCUGAGUGCCUAUCUAUCUUUCAACCAAAUUCUACACAGAAAACUAUGAUGUGGAAUGUAAAAAUAUAUUCUCUUAACACUUAGUUGACUACUGGGACUUUUUCCAAGUCAUUGGUAGAAAACUGAUUUUGUUGACAGUAGUGUAUUUUGUUUUGGUAAAUGUUCUCCAUGGAAAGAAACCCCUGAGCAUCCAAAAAAGGAUAUGAAUCAUAUUUUCAGUCUUUAAAAGCACAAUAUGUUAUUACACUGAAUGAUUUGAAAGAGAUCAGUGGGUAAUUUGCCUGCUAGCAUACUGUAUCUAGCUUUUUUAUUUUUAUGCAAAGCUUAAAAUGGGGAUCAAAGAUUAGCCUUGUUCUUUAGAUUGUGAUGGUAAAUUCUUCCAUGUAAAUAAAAAAAUGAACUGUUCCACCCAACAA
Molecule: messenger RNA, 4201 nt
Organism: Salvelinus fontinalis (brook trout)
Lineage: Eukaryota; Metazoa; Chordata; Actinopteri; Salmoniformes; Salmonidae
Product: caytaxin-like
Exons: 13
Coding region: 650-1801 (383 amino acids)
Biological process (GO): apoptotic process
Cellular component (GO): cytoplasm
Source: RefSeq, a predicted model, not a curated record